AUGAGGGAAAUUUUAGUAUUAUAAUUGGGGGGUUUUGGAAAUAAAAUGGGUGUGAAAUUUUGGGAAGAAAUGUUAAAAGAUAGUGAAUUUGGUAAUGAUAACGAAUAAGGUAAUUAAAAUAAUAAAUUAUUACUUAAUACAUCUAAUAUUGUGUAUUAUAAUUUACAUGAAAAGAAACCACUUCCUAGAUGUAUUUAAGUUGAUUUAGGACAGGAUUUACCUUAUUCAAAUAUAGACUUUAAUCCAUGUAAUCAGUUCUCAUUUAAUUAUUCAUCUGGAAAUAAUUUUGGAUUUGUAAAGAAUCAUUGUUCAAAUGAAAUUAUUGAUAUUCUUAUUGAUAGUAUUCGAUAAGAGAUUGAAAAAUGUGACUCAUUUUAAGGAUUCUAAAUAUUUGCAUCCAUUAUUGGUGGUACCGGUUCUGGUUUAUCAGCUGUUUUAUCAUAAAAAUUAAAAGAUGAAUAUAAUAGUGUAAUAACUUAAUGUAACUUAUUGGUUCCUUCAAUAAAGUAAAAUGACACAUGUGUUGUUUCUCCUUAUAAUGCUUUUUUAGCCUUAAAUUAAUUGAUGGAAUCUACAUAAUAAUUAAUAUUUUUUGAUAACUAAGGACUUAAAUAAAAUUUGAGUAGAUUAGGAAUACAAUUUGAUUAUGAUGAUGCCAAUCUUCAUGUUGCUUAAACAAUAUGUUGUAAUUCUUCACCAUUUCGAAAUCCUGGAGAUAUUAAUUCAAGUUUAAGAAAGCUUUCCACAAAUUUAGUUCCUUUCCCAGAAUUAAAAUUGUUUACAUGCAGUUAAUCUAAUAAUUAAUUCAGUGAUUACUAUCAAGAAUAUUUAAAGAUGGAUGAAUACUAAAUUUUUAAAGAAUUAAUGUCAUCUGAUCAUAAUCAAGCUAGUAUUGAUUACACUCAUGGUAGAUUUCUUACAGCUGCACUUAGUUUAAGAGGUAAAAUAUCAAAUAAGUAAAUUGACAAAUAUAAUUCUCUUUUCUAGCAGUAUCUAGAAAAUUCUACAUAUUAUAGUAGAGCAUAAAAGGCAAAAAAAAUUAAUGGAGUUAAUAUGUUUUUUACUAAUAUUUGUAAGAAACCAUUAUCUAAUUAUGAAUUUUUUGGAAGUUCAAUAAUUAAUUCAACAAGCAUUGCUGAAUAAUUGAAUAGCUUAGAUGAAAAAUUUAAUAAAAUGCAUAUUCGAAAAUGUUAUAUGUAUAAAUAUACACAAGAAGGAAUUGAAGAGGAUGAAUUUAUAGAAGCUAAAUCUAGAGUUGAAGAUAUUUGUCGUUAUUAUGAAGAUAAAUACAAUGAAGAUGUAGGAGAAGGUCAUGAAAAUUGGGAAUGA
Messenger RNA from Paramecium pentaurelia, 1329 nucleotides. NCBI's taxonomy places the organism in Eukaryota, Ciliophora, Oligohymenophorea, Peniculida, Parameciidae. The record is from the annotation of a GenBank genome assembly.